ACUAGGUGGCAGCAUCAGCCGUCAGCGCCUCCAUCCAGCACUUGUGCAGUUCCGGUUGUGGCCCAGCAGGGGGGGCGGUAGCCGCGGCCCGGGCUGUGUGUGUGGCGGUGCGUCAGUAGUGAGUGGUUCCUCCGGUGGGUGAGUGCGGAUGCCCCGGUUGCCCGGUUGUUGCCCCGGAUAGAGGCCAAAUCUGGAUUCCCGGCGGGGGCGGCGAAUCGCCCAGUUCUCCCGGGAGAAGCUGCUGGAGCGGCGGGGCAAGAUGUUCUCCAAGAUCACCUCUAUCCUACAGCAGGCCGUGGAGGCGCUUGCGCCCUCGCUGCCCCUACAAGAAGACUUUGUCUAUCACUGGAAAGCCAUCACCCAUUACUACAUCGAGACGUCCGAUGACAAGGCCCCGGUGACGGACACCAAUAUCCCCUCCCACCUGGAGCAGAUGCUGGAUAUCCUGGUGCAGGAGGAGAACGAGAGGGAGUCGGGGGAGACGGGACCCUGCAUGGAGUAUUUAUUGCACCAUAAGGUGCUAGAGACCCUGUACACCCUGGGGAAAGCCGACUGCCCCCCGGGAAUGAAGCAGCAGGUUCUGGUUUUCUAUACAAAACUUCUAGGAAGGAUCCGGCAGCCUCUUCUUCCUCACAUCAAUGUGCACCGACCAGUACAGAAACUGAUCCGGCUCUGUGGGGAGGUCCUGGCCAAUCCGACGGAGAAUGAAGAAAUCCAGUUCCUGUGCAUCGUCUGUGCCAAGUUAAAGCAAGACCCCUAUUUGGUCAACUUCUUCCUUGAGAACAAAUCCAAGGCGUCUCAGUCCGUGGGUUACACCAACAGCGCCCCGGGAGCUCCGGGCAGUACCCAGCAAGAGAUGGUGGAUGACACCGGGCAGCCGGUCCCCCCUGGGGCAGAGAGAAGUGUCGGUGCCAACGCAGAGCUCGGCAGUGAUCCCGUAUCCUCGUCAGGUGACCUGAAUCCUUCCGCGACAUCAGAAGCGUCGGCCAAUCACAUUCAGCAGGAUUACAAUUUGGUGAACUCCUUGUUAAACCUCACAAAAAGUCCGGACGGGCGCAUUGCUGUAAAGGCCUGCGAGGGGCUCAUGCUGCUGGUGAGUUUGCCCGAGGUGGCGGCUGCCAAGUGCCUAACCCAGAGCACCUGUCUGUGCCAACUCCUCACCGACCGCCUCACCUCCCUGUACCAGGCUCUGCCGCACUCCAUAGACCCUCUGGAUAUAGAGACAGUGGAGGGCAUCAACUGGGGUCUGGACUCGUACAGCGUUAAGGAAGACGCCUCGGCAUUUCCCGGGAAAAGAGCCCUCAUUUCCUUCCUGUCCUGGUUCGAUUAUUGCGAUCAGCUCAUCAAAGAAGCGCACAGGAUCGCGGCCUCGGCCAUGGCCAGAAGCGUGCGGGAGAGAUUCCUUGUUGGCGUCAUGGAACCGCAGCUCAUGCAGACGUCUGAGAUCGGCAUUCUAACAGCUACCGCUCUGCUCCAUCGCAUUGUCCGGCAGGUCACGUCCGACUCCCUCCUGGAACAGAUCGUCUACUUCCUGCUCGGGGAGCACCGGGAGCCGGAGACGCUGCGAGACGUGCAGAAAAGCCCCCUGCGCCACCGCCUGAUAGAGCACUGCAACCAUAUCUCCGACGAGAUCAGCAUUAUGACCCUCCGGCUGUUUGAGCAUCUCCUGCAGAAGCCCAGCGAGCACAUCCUGUAUAACCUGGUUCUGCGCAACCUGGAGGAGCGGAACUACACCGAGUACAAACCCCCGUGCCCCGAGGAUAGAGACAUAGUGGAGAAUGGACAGAUCGCGGGGGCAGUAGAUUUAGAAGAAGACCCCAUAUUUACAGGCUUGUCCCCAGAAAACACCCUCUCCAAAGAGUGGCUCAGCGCCUCGCCGCCAAUUACCCCCGAUCAUCAACGGACCGACGGCAAGACGGAAGUGCAUAAGAUUGUAAACAGCUUCCUCUGCUUGGUCCCCGACGAGGCAAAAUCUUCAUAUCAGGUGGAGGGCACAGGAUAUGACACGUACCUCAGGGAUGCCCACCGACAGUUCCGGGAAUACUGUGCAAUCUGCCUGCGGUGGGACUGGCCGGGGGCGGCCAAAGCAAUCGAGAAGUGCAAUUUGGAGGCGCCUUUCUUUGAGGGCCACUUCCUGAAGGUGCUGUUUGAUAGGAUGGGCAGGAUCCUUGAUCAGCCCUACGAUGUCAAUUUACAAGUAACGUCGGUGCUGUCCAAGCUGUCCCUGUUCCCCCACCCGCACAUACACGAGUUCCUGUUGGACCCCUAUGUCAACCUGGCGCCCGGAUGUCGCUCUCUGUUCUCUGUUAUAGUCAGGGUGGUUGGAGACCUCAUGGUGAGAAUCCAGCGAAUCCCAGAGUUCACCCCGAAACUCCUGCUUGUGAGGAAGCGAUUGUUGGGCAUUGAACCCGAUGGGCCGAUGGUCGACCACAUGACACUAUUGGAAGGGGUGAUUGUACUGGAGGAAUUCUGCAAGGAGUUGGCCGCCAUCGCUUUCGUCAAGUUUCACAGCUCCAGCAGCCCAUAGCGCCCCCCAGUGUGGAUUUUACAAACCGCAAGACCAAAUUUUACUUUUCCGUUCUUUUAUCUGUUUUUUUUUUUUUUUUUGUGCAGCAAAACAUUUAGAAAGACUGACGCCAUGUUGGAUGGAAAGGGAAGCUGAUUUGUUUCUGUAGCGAUCAUUUGUUUUUUAGCGGCCGCCGCUUCUACCUUCGUCCCAACGGGGGGCGGGUAGAUUCCAAGGCUCAAGCAGAAGGGUCUUAUGGGAAAAUACGCAUAUUCCCUUUAUUAAAGGGGAAGCGCUGGAUUUCCUUUAUUUGGUUACCUUAAGUGUUUUUAGAAACUUUUAAGCUACUGGAGACAUCUGCACUUCGCAAAGGCUCGUUGCUUCGUCACCCAAUCAGCGGACUCGGAUUUUACUCUUUUUUUUUUAAACUGCUUUUAAUGGAAAUAUAAAUGUUUACGGCUCACACACUGAAAACAGUGCAUUUAUCUUCGUUGGGUGUCAGCCGGACCCCUUUAACCCCAUCACUGCCAAGAGGACUUUUACAAAGAGACACAAGUAUAUAACCCACUGAGGGACACGGAAGGAACCAGAACCUCCGGUCCGGGUACCGAGCAGCUUUGUGCCCUGCCACAUUCACCAAGGACACUGGCUCGGCGUACGGCAUGUGUUCCUGAGUAUUAUUUUAUAUCCCUGUGCUCUGGAGAUGCUGCUAAUUAGUUGGAGCGCCACUAAGACUAAAACCUUAUUAAUUCCUAUUAGAAAUCAGUGCAAAUGGCGAGCAUUUUAUCCUUCCAUUACCGCGGGCAGGCGUCUGCGUCUUCUCUCUCUCUGCCCCAGCGGUUGUUUUAUUGUGAGACCUGCCCCAUCAGUCUCGUCGACCCCAUUAAUUCCUGUAAAAGUUGCUUCAAAACUCGGCGUCUGUCUGCGCUUUGCACCUCGUGGCGGAUAAAAAAAAGAGAGUGCAGAGAGUGCGCCAUUGGCCAGCGCUGUCCUUAUGGGCUGCCGUAGGGCACGUGCUUAGUACAGCGCUUAAGCUGCCCAUACACGCUCUGAUUUUAGUCUUUUUCCGUCAAACAUUGAAUGUAUGUUUUAAUACAACGAUCUAACAUUCAACCUGAAAUUGUAGGAUAAAGCCCUAAAAAUAACCAAUGGGGAGGAUGUUCUGAACAUGAACACCGAAAUUCAGUAACCCAGGGGGGCCAGACCUUUUUUGUCUGCGAUCGGCCAAUGACCCGGGGAUGUGGAAGUGAGGCGCGAAUGCGUACAUACACAUUCACGCAGCACUUCCGCAUCCCUGGCUUCAUCAUGGUCCACCAGAAAUCCACGGGGGAUCGACUGGUGGACAGUGAUCAACAUAUUUGUCACCCCUGCUCUAACCUGUCUGAUCGACUUAACGAGCAGUCGCCAUGCUACAAAAAUUUCGAGCCAACAAACGAAACGCGUUUCGCACAGUUAUAUCAGUGCGUGUAUGGGCAGCUUUAGAUGAGCCCUUCCGCUAACGUUCCCUAACUUGCACAUCUGGAUGAUGCCCAGGCUUAGGGGCAGCAGGGGGGGACCCCUAUGUGCCUUUCCCCUUCCACCCCUUAUAGAUACAGAAUGCAGGCAGCACAGUAUUUAUGGGGGCACUUGCAGAGACCUAUGGCAGAUUGCUCCUGUUUUUGCACUUUGCACCCUGCUUUCCACUGCGCCCCCUUGGACGCCCCAAUCAUUGCGCUGCCCGUAGCUGUGUGUUUCCUUCCUAUACAGGAUGUUUGUGUGCCCCUGGUCCUGUUACUUUCAGUACUGAGCGCUGCCGCUGCUCCUGUUGCUGCAGGGAUAGUGACGCCUUUAUAGAGACAUGGGAAGGCCCCACAACAGGAGCAGCAUCGCGUUCAUCUAUUCCCAUUUCCACUAGACAAAUACAAAAUAAGAAGGGGCUCUCUGUCCCUUUAUCUUCCACAUGUUUAUAAGAAAAAUGUUAUUUAAGUUAAAGAAAUGUAAAAUAAUCUAUUGCAGAAGUGAAUGUCACAAAUUUGUUGUAGAUUCCGGUCUUAUUUUAGCAGUAAAUCUCAGCUUUCUGUUUGUGCCGA
Molecule: messenger RNA, 4575 nt
Organism: Xenopus tropicalis (tropical clawed frog)
Lineage: Eukaryota; Metazoa; Chordata; Amphibia; Anura; Pipidae
Source: RefSeq, a predicted model, not a curated record